Messenger RNA from Sardina pilchardus (European sardine), 1658 nucleotides. RefSeq names its product sperm-associated microtubule inner protein 4. Lineage: Eukaryota; Metazoa; Chordata; Actinopteri; Clupeiformes; Clupeidae. The record is from RefSeq and is a predicted model, not a curated record. The transcript has 8 exons. The coding region runs from base 14 to 1492 and encodes 492 amino acids. Gene Ontology annotation, cellular component: centrosome.
CCACUACAGACCAAUGGCCACCUGCUCUCAGUGGCAACAGCGCCCCCUAGCCAUCAUUAAGGGUCAUCGUCACUUCGGCUAUGCGGGAGACGUUGCACCAGAUAAUGUGUCCAUUCAGCAGUACUAUGACCUGACCCCCAUGAAGAGGAGCUUCCUUCGUGCCACUGAUCAGCUCCUCCCCAAACCAACUGAAAUCAACAUGGCGGAGAGGAUGAUUAAGGUGUCAGUUCCUCGAGAGCACCCCUACCAGUCACACAUAUCCCACUACACGCUGUUCCCUGUCCCCAACACACACACACACAGCCCACUCCCACCGCCAACACCCCCACACUGUGUUGUGCUCAGCAAGACAAAAGGCUCUCCUUACCGUCAUGAAAUAGUGAUGGUUCCCAUGUCAACGGAAAGAAAACGCUUGUGCUGGCCGUGGCAAGAUCACACCCCUGAGUCUCCUGGUAUGGUGCGUCCAAACACACUUCAGCCCCACUGGAACAACUCCCACUAUAUGUCCACAUACCAGCAACAGUUUACAGGUGGUGCACCUGCUGGCCCCCUGAAACUGGACCGCCUCCCUGACAUCCCUGCUGUUGCUACGGUGAUGGGAGACCUGAGGCCGUAUGCAGUACAGAUGAGGGCGGCGUCCCCCCGGGUCCUAGUGCCCCCCAGACCCCCGUCUGGACGGAGCUCUCCGGGAGGCCACGCCCCUCUCAUCAGAGAACACGCCAGGACUCUUCAGCCAAUAAGCUCACAGGACAUGAACUGUACAGCCUAUGAGGACAUGGAUGGGAAGGCCCCGCCCACCUCAGCAUCCAAUAGCAGGGGAAGACUGGAGCUGAGGGAGGAGCUAAUGUUCACCACAGCAGACACUGGAGCAUACAGCAACACACUCCCACACACACUACACAGCCCCACACACACACUCCCACACACACUAUACACCCCCACACACACACUACACACUACCCCACACACACUGUCACACACACUAUACAGCCCCACACACACACUCCCACACACACUAUACACCCCCACACACACACUAAACACUCCCCCACACACACUGUCACACACACUACACACCCCCACAUACACACUCCCACACACUCUACACAGCCCAACACACACACUCCCACCCACUCUACACAGCCCAACACACACAUUCCCACCCACACUACACACUCCCACACACACUCUCCCACCCACACUACACACUCCCACACACACACUUUCACACACACUACACACCCCCACACACACACUUUCACACACACUACACACCCCCACACACACACUACACACACUCCCCCCGAUACACAGACUGAGACAGGAGAGGGGGGCCCUGUCAUGGUUGGAUCUGCAGAACUCCUUCAGUAGAACCGAAGCCCACCACCGGUUCCACCAGUCCAACCACUCGGAACCCGUCGACCUGCGUGAGAACAGCUGCUCUGGGCGCCGGCACACGUUCUACGGGGUCCACGCGUGCUGCCUCCACUGACACGGAACCGGCACACGUUCUACGGGGUCCACGCGUGCUGCCUCCACUGACACGGAACCGGCCUCCCACCGUCUGGGCCAAGCACCUGGAGUUCCCACGUGUCACAUGUCUAGAACCUGGCAGAACUUUAUCACACGUCACACACACACACACACACACACACACA